AUGUCUCCAAACACUACUCCAGCUCCAGUUAACCAUCCUCAAGGUGAGGACAUCAAUCCAUCAUCAUCUAUUCCAACUACCAAUGAACCAAUUGAUCCAAUGGCUCAGAAAUUCUUGGAUAUCAUGAAAGAACAAUUAAUUUUAUUCAGACAAGAAUUCAAGACUGAAAUCAUGAAUGAUGUUGAAAACCGUUUUAAAGCCUACAACAGCGAAGUCAACAGAAGCUUCAACAAAAAUGUUGUUCCAAGAAUUAUUGAUCUUGAAACUGAAGUCCUGCAAGUUAAAAAGGAAGAAGAGGAAGAACAUUCUGACCUCGAAAACACUAAGGAAGAACUUGAUGAAGCUGAAACUUUUAUUAAGGGUGAAAAUGAGACUUUUCUUGGUUAUUUCAAAAGAAUUGAUACUUCUUUAAAUUCAUUGACUAAAACCGUUUAUCAAAUGCAAAAUGGUGCAACUCUAGACGUUCCAGCAGCUGUUGAUCAACAAUCAUCACCACCCCCCAGACCUACCACUGAAUUAGAAGCCUUAGUCAAGAGAUUCUUGCCAACGAUGAAAAUGAACAAAGUUGAAUGUCCCAAGCAUAUCUCAAACCAAAGUCCACCACGAGGUAUUUAUCAGAUCAAUGAAAGAGAAGUUAUUGAUGGAUCUAAUGACGAACAAGUUAUUAACAAAAUGGUCAAAUUACAAAAUAAAUUUGAAACGAUGUUUAUUGACCAAUUCCAAUGGGGAAAACUUGCCUGUCCUUAUUUUGCUGGUGAUUUAGACGAUGCCUACCAAGGCAAACUUAGAUUCCCUGAAGAUCCAGUAAAAGGUAUCCAAUGGAGAGACGUUGUACUUAUGGUAGCUGAAAAUUGUACCUUAUCAUUCAAGAACUAUGCUAGGAACAACGAUUUCAUCAAUGUCACGCCAAAACCAAACCAACCUGUUAGUGAAUUUAUUAAAGAAUUACGUAGUAAAGCAAGAAAAUAUAGAAUUGUAUUAUUUGAUCUUGAAAAUUCACCUCAAGCAAAUUUUUACCAAGAUUUACAAAAGGCGUUCAUGGGUGUUAAAUUCCCACCAGACAUCGAGAGUCCACAUAAUCCCGAACUACCAAUCUUACCAAUUUACAAGAACUACCAACAACAACACAGACUGAAGCCCAAUUAUCAAAAACAAUUUACAUCUUGUCAAUGUCGUACAAAAUGUGAAUGUCAGACCACAACACCCAACCCCAAGAAGAAACACCAGGAUAAAACGAAAUCAACAAAACAAUUCAACUACAAGGGAAAACCCAGAGGCCAAACCGGCAUCUAUGAUUUAGAAUUGCAAAAUGAAGAACUUGUUGAUGACCCAGAAAACCCAAAGGAUGAUAACCACAAUGAAUAUUUAAUUGAUUUCAGUGAGGAUGAUGACGAUGAAGAUGAUAAUGACAAUGAUCAAAAUCAGAAUUUAGAUAUCAAGACGGCGAGGCCUACGCACGCCCAACACUAA
Hemisphaericaspora subhashii is the source of this 1470-nucleotide messenger RNA. RefSeq lists its product as uncharacterized. Lineage: Eukaryota; Fungi; Ascomycota; Pichiomycetes; Serinales; Debaryomycetaceae. The transcript is spliced from 2 exons. The record is from RefSeq and is a predicted model, not a curated record. The coding region runs from base 1 to 1470 and encodes 489 amino acids.